GUCCUGCGGUCUGGGGCUCGAGCGCUUCAGGCACUCUGACCGUAAACCUUUCCGCGCCCCCUGACCUCGACUGGUGCUCGUCCGAUCAGGUGCUGAUGGCGGACGACCGCCCGACAGUGCUGAUGCCGGGCGAGUGCUUCCGACAUCCCGUCUUGCAUGAUGACGGGUCCGACGCGGGCUCUGUGGUUGGCGUGGUGCGCAGAGUGAUGUCGGACAACCCAGGGGGCACCGCCUACGAAGUGGAAUACUUUGCUGCUGGAGACCAAUACCUGUCAUGGCCCACGGCCGCUCAGGCAGCCGAGCGGCACAUGGCAGUGCUCCAGCACGAGGAGGAUUGCCCCGAGCUGCCGGCUGAUGUCGCUCAGGCCGCCUUAGAUGAGGCUGAGGCCGCUGAGGAGGACGAGGAGCCGCCGCCGAGUCGCGCCGCUUUCGCUGGCCCGGCCAGGAAGCGCCCCGCCGGCGCAGGCAAGGCUGGGGGCGACCUGGUGGAGCUCGACGGCGACGAGGAGGCCGACGAGGCGGACGCGGACGCCUUCGCUGAGCUCGACAGGGAGCUCGCAGCGCUCUCAGGCAAGUCCGAGGGCACGAAGAGCUCGGCGAAGGACGGCUACCUGGAGCGCCUCAACAAGUUGCGGGAGAAGCUCGCGACAGUGCGCGGCCCGGAGGCCGCUGCGGGCGGGGCCACGGCCGCCGCACCCACCAAGAAGGCCAAGCUCGGCGAGGUGGUCCAGGCGAGGAUGACUGGACAGGCGCCGAGUGCUGCCGCUGCUGGUCCAGCAGAUGGCAGUCGUGCUCGCGGCUCAGGCGAGCGGGCAGUGCUGAAGACGCUCGCCGAGUACCUGAGUCAGAAGGGCGACGACGACGACGGCCUGUUUGACAGUGAUGAUGAUCGCGCCCCUGGCGGGCGCCCUGUGGCGGCCCGCCGCCUCGCGUACAAGAAGAUAGCGUUUCUGGACCAUGAUGAUGCUGGAGGUGUGAACAAGCAUAGCCCCGUGGCGCUCAAGUUCUUGCUCCGGGUGCUGAAGCCCGCGCACCCCAUUCGUGAGAUUGAGCUGCGGACGCUCGCGGAGAGUGCGGACCUCAUAGUCUCAGGCAAGCCCAUUCACGCCCUGGACUUCAUCUUCUGCAGGAUCAGGGCUAUCCAGAAGACCAUGCGGGAUGGCCCGAGCCGUGGUGGAAGCCCGGACAGCAGAGCGUUGCCGAUCACCCACAUCGGCAUUGCCUCGGACGCCGCAGAGUUGCGCAGCCGCUCGGGAGUGCAGCCGCCCAGGGAUCGUGCUCCUGCCCUGGAGGCGGGCCGCGCCGAUCCCCCGUCGGGGGGCGGCUUGCCCGCGCUGACAGACCGCCCGGCCCCCCAGGCGGUGGACGGGAAGCCCCUGUCAGCGUGGGCGGCGGCGCGCGCGAAGACUCCGCGUGCCGAGGGGGAGUCCAGGCGGCAGUUGAAGAACAGGAUUGCGUCGCAGUUCUUCAAGCGCCGGGCGUCGGCCAAGAACGCGGCGAAGCCGAGCGAGCCGCAGAGGCGGGUGGCCGCGCUGACGUUGGGCCAGUGGAAGGCGGACAUCGCUUCGCGCAUGUGCCGCAGCGGCCCAAGCCAAAUGACAAUGCUGGAGAUCGGUUUCGGGAUCCUCACAAGUGUCAGGAGAAUACCAAGUUGCAUUGGAGAUUUCGCUAGAAGGUUCCCUGUGGGCGUCGCGCCACAAUCGCCGGAGGCUGGUGUCGGGCGUGAUGUGCUGCCCCUGCCAGUAAGGGAGCCGGCAACCUCUUUCGUCCGGGAACGUGAUCUGAAGAGAAGAGGAAUUUUGGACGGUGAGGGCCCCCCCGUGGAUGUUGCGAAGUGGCCAGCUGCUCUCAAGAAGGAGGCCCAAGCCAUGGCGGUCGAGGUGUGGACUUUCCUGAGCGUGCUGGGCCUGAACUACUUUUACCUUGGGCACCUGAGCAAGGACCGCUGGGAAGCAGCCGGGCGCCUUUCUGAGGUGCAGGCCGCCAGCCUACGUGUGAUCGGUGAGACUGUCGAGUGGCACGUGGGCGACGCGUUGGCGGCGGUGGGCAUCCCGUUCUGGCCUCAGGAGAUGAUGAUGACGAAGUCGAGCUACGAUCUGAAGGAGGACUGUCGGGCGCCCCCCUUGAAGUUCGGCGAGCUUGAGCCCGGCCUUCCCAAAGCCGAAGAUAUCGGCCGCUUGGGCGCGCUGGACUAUGUGGGGCCAGAGCUCAAGGAGGUGCCCACCAAACCCGAGAUGUCGCUCUUGCCGGAGGCCGAGUGUCCCGAGUCGCCUCCGAAGGCAAAGGUCAACGUCGAGAAGCUGGAGGACUGGUGGGCCAUCGCUGCCAAGCUGGUGGAGCGUGGACUGCUGGCCCCAAGACCAGCUGAGCGCAUCUUUGUGGCCCCUGGCCGUCGCGUCACAAAUGGGUUGUUUGCUGUGACAAAGUCGGGGUCCCCAGCUGAGGGAGAGGCCAGAGUGACAUCUUUGAUUUUCAACAUGGCCCCGACGAAUACGUACCUUCGACCGUUGGCAGGGGACUCAGUGACUCUGGUACCCUCGCCGGCGCGGGUAAGCAUCUCCCUUGGCCCCGAGGAGGUGCUGCUCUGGAGUGGGGACGACCAGAAGGGAGCUUUCUUCAUGUGCCGCAUCCCUGCGCCGUGGCUGGGCUACAUGGCGAUCUGCACCCCAGUCCCCGGCCAUGUUCUUGGCAUGAAGGCCAAGGAGGUGUGGCUGGCCAUGACAGUGCUGGCCAUGGGCUGGGUGUACAGCGCCCCCAUUUUCCAGAGCGUCCACCGGCGGGGCCCUCGCGAGUGGUGGAGUGUGUACAUCGACGGCUUCGAUAACUGCGAGACGGUUGGGCGCAAGGAGGCGCUCGCGAAGGUGGGCACUCCUGGCCGCCUGCAGGCCCUGAUGAGGGAGAGCUACCAGCGGAAUGCAAUCCCCAUCAGCGUGGACAAAGCCAACCAGAGGCAGCUCUUGGUCACGCGGAUGGGUGUAGAGGUGGGCGGGAUCUCAGGCAGGGCCGCCAACAAUCGGCAAAAUAACGUGCAGCUGUAUAGCCUUACCAUGUGGCUCCUGACAAGAGAGAACCCCCUCGGGAACCAGCUCCUCAUUCUCAUGGGACGUUGGGUGAGGGCGCUAGAGUUUCGACGUCCUCUCUUCGGGGUGUUCAACUCGGUGUGGGAGCAGAUUGGCUCGGGCCGUACUGUGUUGACCAGGGCCAGCCUGGACGAGCUGAUGCGCAGCUGCCUGCUGAUGCCCCUCGCCUCCACCAACCUGAGGGCCGCUACCACGAGCAUCGUCUCCUGCUCUGACGCCAGCGAGGACGGUGCUGGUAUGUGCACGGCCGUGGGGCUCGCAGAGGGGGCCGCGAAGUUCCUGGCAUCUCUCGGGAGCCCUGAGACCUGGGGCCAUCGCAUUGCCAGCUACACCGGCUCGUGCACGAUCGAGCCGACCAGGAUCGCCCCAGGAGCUCCGCCGCGCGUCAUGUUGGUGAGCUUGGUUGACGGCAUCGGCGGCGCUGCUGUGGCGCUGGUGCGCGCUGGUUUCGACAUCGUAGGCUACAUGAGCAGCGAGGUCGAUAACGGGGCUCGCCGGGUGCUGAGAUCGCGCUGGCCUGGCCUGAUUGAGCUGGGCCCAGUCGGGGAAAUUCGCGACCGACAGCUUGAGGCUCUGGCAAUGUUCCAGGAUCGGAUUCUCGCCGUGGUCGUUGCGGGAGGCAGCCCUUGCCAGGACACGAGCGGUGUGAACGCCGACCGACAGGGCGCACAUGGCGCUAAGAGCGGCCUGUUCAAGCGCAUACCCAAGGUGGUGAGCGCACUGGCUCUCGUCAUGGAGGUUCCUGUCCAUUGGCUCGUGGAAAAUGUACUCUCAAUGAGCGCAGAAUCCCUCCAGGAGUUCUCCCGCAUCCUCCAGACUAGGCCCAUCAGCGUGUGCAACUCCCUCUUUACCGAGAAUAGAAGGCCACGUUUGUACUGGUUGUCUUGGAGAGAGGCGGUCCUCAAGUUCCCCGGGGCGCACGUGGAGCCCAAGGCCAACUACGACCUCAUCGGGGCGCUCCAGGUCCCGAAGGCUCCUGCUGGCUCUUGGGUUGCCGCAGGGUGCUCCAGGGCCUCGGACAAGGGCCCAGUCUGCACGUUUCUCCAGCGGCGUGAGAAGACUGUCCCGUGCAAGCCUGCAGGUUUAUCGACAGCGAGCCCAGAGGCCAUCCAGAGGUGGACCCAGGACCUGCACGCGUACCCUCCGUACCAGUACGAGCUAGUUUACAUGAUUCGGGACCCCAAGGGGGACUUGAGGCCCUUGUGUGCCACGGAGAAGGAGGUGCUCAUGGGGUUCCCUCGCCACUACUCGUCGUGCGUAGCCAGCUCGGGCUCCAGCCGUGGCAGCGUUGAGAAAGAUCGCUGCAGCCUCUUGGGGAAAGCGUUCGCCUGCUGCGUCGUUAGCUGGCUGUUCCUCGGUCUGAAGUGCCAGUUGGGCUGGCCCGUCAGGGCGACUGACCUCGAGGGGGUCGCGAGCGAGUUGGAGGUAAAGGACUUGCUCGACGAGUCGGUGGAGUUCUCGAGGGACCCCAUCAAGGAUACCUCCAUCGGCCGCAAGCUGGUCGAGAUUUUCUGGACGAUUGCCGAGAAGCCGGGGGGUGACAUCCGCCUCGACAUCGGUGUGCCUUUCCGCCCCAAGGCGUGGCCGCGAUCCUCGAUCGACCCGGCGCUGUGGCGCCGGCGGCCGACGCUGUCCUUUCCGUGGCCGAAGUCGUCGAGGGAGCUGCAUAUCAACGCGCUCGAGUUGAAGGCGGUGAACGCUUCCUUGCGGCACAGGGCGCACAGUGUGAAGCUGUCCUCGCUCAACGACGUGGACAAAAGCCUCAGCUUGUACAUGGAAGCGUGCUGGGCAGAGCUGGAGCCGCUUUACCCGGUGGUCAAUGCGACAGCGGCUUUGCAGUGGAUGAUGCCCUCCCUGAAGGGCAACCUGCAGCAGAGUUGGAGCCUGGUGCGAGCGUGGGAGAGACAGUGCACGCCCAGUCGGGCGACACCGUUCACGGCCGACGUAGCCUUAGCCUUGGCAGCUGCAGCGUGGGACCUCGGCUGGGAAGGUCUGGCGGCCGUGAUCCUCGUCGGUUUCGACGCGUUCAUGCGCACAGGCGAGCUGCUGGCUCUCAGACGGCGGCACAUCCUUGUCAAAGGUGAGCGGGCAGUUAUUCACAUCGAGGCCUCGAAGAUGGUUCGGAGGAAGUUGUCUUGGUUGCUUCAGAUGUUCGACCUUCAG
Molecule: messenger RNA, 5243 nt
Organism: Prorocentrum cordatum
Lineage: Eukaryota; Dinophyceae; Prorocentrales; Prorocentraceae
Source: the annotation of a GenBank genome assembly